AUGGAGGUGUUCCAGCGCCGGUUCAACGGCUCCGUCAGCUUCUUCCGGGGCUGGAACGAUUACCGGGCCGGCUUCGGCCGCGCCGACGGCGAGUACUGGCUGGGGCUGCAGUCGGUGGCGCUGCUGACGCUGCAGGCGCGCUACGAGCUGCGGGUGGAGCUGGAGGACUUUGAGAACAACUCGGCGGCCGCCACCUACGGCUCCUUCGCGCUCUCGCCCACGGCCGUCAGCGCCGAGGAGGACGGCUACGCGCUGCACGUGGCCGGCUUCGUCGACGGCGGCGCCGGCGACUCGCUGAGCUACCACAACGGGCAGAAGUUCUCCACCUUCGACCGCGACCAGGACCUGUUCGCCCAGAACUGCGCCGCGCUCUCCUCGGGGGCCUGGUGGUUCCGCAGCUGCCACUUCUCCAACCUCAACGGCUUCUACCUGGCCGGGCCCCACCUCUCCUACGCCAACGGCAUCAACUGGGCCCAGUGGAAGGGCUUCUACUACUCGCUGAAGCGCAGCGAGAUGAAGAUCCGCCGGCUCUGAGGGACGCGCCCGCCCGGCCACCCCACCCGGCCCGACCCCACCCCAAUAAAGAGCCAGCCU
Molecule: messenger RNA, 594 nt
Organism: Lonchura striata (white-rumped munia)
Lineage: Eukaryota; Metazoa; Chordata; Aves; Passeriformes; Estrildidae
Source: RefSeq, a predicted model, not a curated record